Molecule: messenger RNA, 789 nt
Organism: Recurvomyces mirabilis
Lineage: Eukaryota; Fungi; Ascomycota; Dothideomycetes; Mycosphaerellales; Teratosphaeriaceae
Exons: 2
Coding region: 1-789 (262 amino acids)
Biological process (GO): attachment of spindle microtubules to kinetochore
Cellular component (GO): DASH complex; spindle microtubule
Source: RefSeq, a predicted model, not a curated record
AUGCCCUCCCUCCUAACCUCCCACCUCGACCAAAUCUCCCUCUGCGCCCAAUCCAUCUCCGACCUCCCCUUCCCCGCCCCCAAAAUCUUCACCAACGCCCUCCUCGCCAACCACGACAUCACUGCCCUAAUCCGCGACACCGAAGCACACGAGCGAGCACUCUUCCACCUCGCACCUCCCGCAAUCACGGCCAAAGCAGCGGAUUUCACAGCUUCGGUUGCGAGUCUUGCGCCCACUGCGUCAACGGCUGCUGCUAGGAGAGCGACGACGUAUGGGGCUGCUAGACAGCCGAAGAGUAGAGCUGUUGCUGCUGUGUUGGGUGGGGAUUUGUUCAAGCAGACGAGGGAUGGCACCAAUAAUAACAGUGUAGGCAGGCAGAAGGGGGAGGUGGAUGUGGACGUUCUGCUUGAAGGGGCGGAGAAGUUGGCUGCUGUUUAUCCUAUCCCAGGCGCCACAGACAGGAUCGCGGAGCUCCGACAACGGCAUCAGCAAUUACUGGCGAAUAUCGCACAUUACGAGGAUCGAGUGUCGCGGAAUACACAAGAAUUACAGCUUAUGAAUCGACCGACGAGUAGGACUGGUUACGGGCGCGAGGACGACGGACAUGAGGUCGAGACUGGGAAUCUAGCUAUGGACGUUGAUCAAGGAGCCAGCAGCACGACUGUGCCUUUGACCAAGGACGAUCUACGACAAGAGGAAGAGGAGAUCCGGGAGCUGGAGAGGAAGAAGAGAGGAUUAGAGGAGCGGGUGACGGGUAUGGAGCGUGAUUUGGGUGGGCUGGCACGAUGA